UCGAAUCCGUUCUCAGUCAGCAUUCACAUCGGAAGUUUAGCUCGGAAAAUAAAUCCGGUAAUUCAGAAUUUAGCAAUUUUUUGUUAGUUAUCUUUUUGUUUUUUGUUUUCACAUCGGAAGUGAAGUUUAGCUCGGAAAAUAAAUACAGUAAUUCAGAAUUUAGCAAUUUUUUGUUAGUUAUCUUUUGGUUUUUUGUUUUCACAUCGGAAGUGAAGUUUAGCUCGGAAAAUAAAUCCAGUAAUUCAGAAUUUAGCAACUUUUUUUUUAGUUUUGUGCAUAUAGUAAAAUGGAACGCGUCUCUGAAACCGGAUUGAAGCGAAUCUUCAAUGCCAUCACAGGAUGUUUUCGGAAGGAACGAGAGGAGGAAAAAUCUCAAACCGAAGCAGAAAAGGAUAAAAAAACGGCAGUGCAACAAACUCAAACCGGAGAAGAAAACAUCAUCGCCACUGACGAUUGGGUGGUAGAUUUUAUAACGUGCUACGGCCGCUGUCGUGCCCUAUGGGACAUCGGGUCUAGCGAAUAUCGCUCAUCCGAGCUUAAGGAGAAAGGCUACAAGGAGCUUUGGCAAAUACUGCGACAGUUCAAGGAAGACGCUACGCUGCGGGAUGUCAGAAGUAAAAUAUAUUCAUUGCGCUCGCACUACCGCAUCUACAGGUUGAGGGUGCUGAAAUCGCAGUAUCGUUAUAAGCCAACGUUGUAUUGGUUCACCCUCAUGUCCUUCUUGGACCCUGUUCUCAAAUUCGGGACAAAGGGAGGACCACGGCCCGACGACAGCAGCACCGACAACCGCAACGAGGAGGACACCGAUGAUAGUAGCGAGGAGGACACCGAUGGCAGUGACGACGACAGCCGUGACCAUGCCGACGGGAUCGAGGAAUCCGCCGACGAACCUGAGAGAAAGCGCAGCCGCAUAUAGACGCAUCAUUUAUAAUUAAUCAACAAUCUAAGUAAUAAGCCAAAUAAAUAAAAAACGAGAAGGAACGUGUGAGUCGCUUCUGGGGACGCGACUCUA
Messenger RNA from Drosophila obscura, 1012 nucleotides. RefSeq lists its product as uncharacterized. The coding region runs from base 287 to 916 and encodes 209 amino acids. The transcript has 2 exons. The record is from RefSeq and is a predicted model, not a curated record. NCBI's taxonomy places the organism in Eukaryota, Metazoa, Arthropoda, Insecta, Diptera, Drosophilidae.